AUGACUCGGCCGAAGCAUCAGGACGCCGCCGCAUCAGCCACCGAAGCUGUUUUACGGAGGACUAUGGCGCUGAUACUUUUACUGCUGUUGAUGUUCUCCUCGUCGUCGUUUCUAUCGGUCACCGCCGAGUGCCCUGACAAAUGCAUGUGCUAUGAAGAUCUGACUGUCUCCUGCUAUAAAAAGGGACUGGACCGGAUACCCUACCGCAUACCUCCGGCUACCAAAGUGCUGUUAUUGAGACAUAAUGAAAUCAGGGAUAUCGAAUCAUUAGCUCAUCUGACAGAGUUAGUGACCUUAAACUUAAACUACAAUGAUAUAACUGAAGUGAAAUAUGGUGCAUUUCCAAACCUUUCGAAGCUACAGGUCUUAUACUUGUCUGAAAAUAAAAUCGAAAACAUCGAGAUUGGGGUUUUUAAUAACUUAACGAGUUUGAAUGUAUUAUACUUGUCUGACAACCAAAUUCAUAAGCUCGAUUUGGAAAUGUUUAAGGGACUUACCAAACUGAAUACAUUGUACUUGAGAAACAAUAUGAUAAGCAAUAUUCCACCUGGGAUAUUUGAUUCAUUAACUUCGUUGAUUUAUUUACAGCUUGACCAUAACCCCUUGAAGUGCGAUUGCAAUACUCUGUUGUUUGUAAACGGUCUGAAGAAAAGUUUUCCUGAGGGUACUCUGGAACUCUUCGGGAGUUGCGAUCCGUUAUUUCUUUAUCCCGUAGAAACUCAAACAAAAUCGUUGAAGGAAAUAACCGAAAACGAUUUAAAUUGCACUCCAGAUGUAAUCGUGGUACCAGAGAACAAGACGGUGUUGGUCGGUGAACAGUUACAACUCUCGUGCAAAGCCCUAGGGGACCCGGAACCUUUUAUAACGUGGGCCAAAGACGACAUCGAUCUAGAACUUGGCCAAAGAGUUCAGGUAUUACAAAACAAUACAUUGAUUAUAUCUAAAGUGGAAAGAACGGACGGUGGUCAAUAUAAGUGCGUGGCGUCCAAUUCUUUUGGACGAAAAUCUUUCGAGGCGAUGGUUGACGUAAACGGUUUGGCGGAAAAUGGUUGUAAUACCAUGUUUGGAGCAAUACCAGGUUUUUUUUUUAUUUUUAUUAUAUUAGCGAAUUGCCUAUUGUAUAAUGGCAUAUUGUAA
Macrosiphum euphorbiae (potato aphid) is the source of this 1137-nucleotide messenger RNA. The record is from the annotation of a GenBank genome assembly. Lineage: Eukaryota; Metazoa; Arthropoda; Insecta; Hemiptera; Aphididae.